This is a messenger RNA of Formica exsecta, 2178 nucleotides long. RefSeq lists its product as uncharacterized. The record is from RefSeq and is a predicted model, not a curated record. The transcript is spliced from 6 exons. The coding region runs from base 385 to 1722 and encodes 445 amino acids. NCBI's taxonomy places the organism in Eukaryota, Metazoa, Arthropoda, Insecta, Hymenoptera, Formicidae.
UUUAAUGCAGCAUAUAUCAAUGAUGACGUCACAAUCGGAGCACUCGCGGAAACUUGUGAGACACACAUCACACAUCGCUCGUUUGGGCGUUGUUUACUCCCAACGUUCAUAUGCGAUUUCAUUGAAAGCUUGUAAAAGUUGUAAAAGUAUUUAAAAAUCGAUUCUCCUUGCAAAUAUACCCAAAAAGUGCUGAAGACUUUGUGUUAUAACAAACCUUUUUAAUUUAUAAUACAACAUAAAACAGGCUUACUACGAAUUGUAGAAAGGGGAAGAAAGCAAAGAUGCAAAGUGUUCACUGAAGCUAUAAAGUGUUUUAUAAAAUAGGUUUUAGAUUCGACAUCACGAUCCGGAUUGAUUCGAUCAAGAAAAGAAAAAGAAAUAGAAAUGAUUACCCUUUCGCGCGCGGUGACGCCGAUCAUUGUCGCGUGCUGGUUAUACUAUCAGCUGGGCGUUGUCGUGGUCGGUCAGUACGAAUGGCACACCCGCGACGCCUUCGACGAGAUUCGCAUGCGAAUGGACAAGGUGAACGAGGACAACUGUCAGAUUCAGCAUCUCGGCGAUUUGUAUCUGCCGGAAGAUGCGGUGUCACAUCAGCCCGACAUCAAAGAUAUCAAUAUCAAUCCCGUGUUUCCGAAUCGCACGGCCUUGUUGCACCUUCAUAAUAUGGCGCUUAGCAGGAGCUUCUUCUGGAGUUAUAUUCUGCAGUCGCGAUUUAUCCGGCCAGCGAUCAACGACACUUACGAUCCAGGCAUGAUGUACUACUUCCUAUCUACGGUGGCGGAUGUCUCCUCCAAUCCGUACAUCAACGCCUCGGCCAUCUACUUUUCGCCCAACAUGUCCUAUUCGCCAUCCUAUAGAGGUUUCUUCAAUAAAACUUAUCCUAGAUUCGCACCUCGCACCUUCAGAGCGGACGACUUCAAUGACCCUAUACAUCUAGAAAGAAUAUCUACUAGGAAUACAUUCACCGUGCAAGAUUUAGGAGCAUUUCCCACUACUAGGCUCAGCGAUGACUACACUACUGACUUUUAUCGUAUAAACGAAUGGUACAAAAAAUGGUUACCAGAUAAUGUGGAUAAAAGACAUGAUACUAAAACAACUUACCAAGUUGAAAUUCGUUAUGCCAAUAAUACAAAUGAAACAUUUUCUUUCCACGGUCCACCUGGUGCUGAUGAAUAUCCUGGUCCUGUAAAAUGGACAAGACCGUAUUUUGAUUGUGGUCGAUCCAAUCGAUGGGUUGUAGCUGCAGUAACACCUAUAGCAGAUAUCUAUCCGCGACAUACUGGUUUCAGACAUAUUGAAUACCCAACGUAUACUGCUGUCUCAGUGAUGGAAAUGGACUUUGACAGAAUAGACAUAAAUCAAUGUCCCAAGGGUAAAGGAAACAGUGGUCCUAAUAGAUUCGCCAAUACCGCCAGAUGUAAAACUGAUACUACAGAGAUUUUACCUAAUUUAUUUCUACAGUGUGUACCCAUUCUUGGGAGAGGAUUUGAGACAGGUGGAUAUAAAUGUGAAUGUAAGCAGGGCUUUGAAUAUCCAUUUGAGGAUUUAAUUACAUAUUAUGAUGGGCAAUUAGUCGAAGCUGAAUUUAAUAAUAUUGUAAAUGAUCAAGAAACCAGAUAUGAUAUGUUUAAAUGUCGAUUGGCUGGUGCUUCGUCAAUUCAAGCCAGUUGGGUAGUUCUACUACCAACCCUGAUAAUAUUUUUUCAAAAUCGAAGAAGGUAAAUAUAAAAUAUAUACAUACAUACACAUAUACACAGUGUGUUUGACUUAAAUGUUACACGUGCAUGUGACACUUAAAAAUUUUCGUUUAGGUCUCAUUAUCUAGAUUUUCUUUUUUAAUUUUCAUUUAAAGAAUUUUUUUAUAACUUUAUUAGUUAAAAAAAUAAUCUUAACACUUCAAUUCAAUAAAAUCAAACACAUUGUGUAUAUAUAUAUAUACACACGCACACACAAUAAUAUUAAUGAAGAUCUGAGAAAAAAUAUAUAUAUUAUAUAUAUAUAGUUCGUAAGAUUCAAUAUUUUGUAAAACACUCUAUUGCUGCAUUUCUAUUGCUGCUUUCUACAUCAGCAACUGUAAUCCAUGCCGUCCAUUAUAAAUGUAAAUUAAGUUAUUAUUACUAAAAAUAGAUAAAUGAAGAUUACAAAUUAAGUCAUCGAAUAAAAUUUUUGUAAUGGCAG